This is a messenger RNA of Medioppia subpectinata, 752 nucleotides long. The record is from the annotation of a GenBank genome assembly. NCBI's taxonomy places the organism in Eukaryota, Metazoa, Arthropoda, Arachnida, Sarcoptiformes, Oppiidae.
AUGGAGGCGAAGAGACGACUGAAGCGCAAGGAAUUGCGAUUCAAAGUGGUAAUAGUGGGCACAUAUGGUGUGGGAAAGACAAGUAUUUUGUUGCAACACUUUGACCGCUACUUCACGCGCGACCCGAAGACCACCGUUGGUGUGGACUUUCGGCAGCGAAAGUUUCACGUAAACAACGCUUCCGUCAUAUUAGAGGUCUGGGAUACGGCCGGCGAAGAGAAGUACGCCAACAUUGUCCAGAUUUACUACCGUGGCGCUCACGCCGUGAUCGCCGUCUACGACAUAAUGAAGAGGACGUCUUACGUGAGAGCACUGGAGUAUAUCGCGGAGAUCACGGGUCAAGCGGUGCCGCCGCUGGUCAUAGCGCUGGUCGGCAAUAAGCGAGACCUGUGUCAAGACGGCCGGCGAGAGGUGGCCACCGAAACGGCCGCCACUUUUGCCGCCGCGCGUAAUCUCGUAUUCAUGGAGACGUCGGCCAAGAGUACCGAUAAUGUGGACGAGUUGUUUGAGUCGGUGUCCGAGCGGUUGGUCGACGAGUGCGAGAAACGCAAAACUGAUACCCAUUUGCGGCAAAAGUUGCGACUAAACAGCUCUCCAACGACCGCCACAACACCGACACCGCCCGGCCAUAGGGUCAGGUGCUGUCACACGUCGUGAACUGAUCCAUAUCUGCAGUUUAUUGUAUAGUCUAAGCUGUCAUUCAAACGCAUAAUUUAUGUCUCAAUUACUGGUGGAUCAGCCGUAAAGGGGAC